Cheilinus undulatus (humphead wrasse) is the source of this 3331-nucleotide messenger RNA. RefSeq names its product karyopherin alpha 6 (importin alpha 7) (gene kpna6). The coding region runs from base 136 to 1752 and encodes 538 amino acids. Gene Ontology annotation, molecular function: protein binding; nuclear import signal receptor activity. Gene Ontology annotation, biological process: NLS-bearing protein import into nucleus. The record is from RefSeq and is a predicted model, not a curated record. The transcript is spliced from 14 exons. Gene Ontology annotation, cellular component: cytoplasm; nucleoplasm; nucleus. NCBI's taxonomy places the organism in Eukaryota, Metazoa, Chordata, Actinopteri, Labriformes, Labridae.
GUUGCAGUGUAUCGUUUCCGCUGUAGGAAGACAUAUUGCCUGCUGGAGCAAAUUCUGGAAAGCUUCACAAGAAAUAAGAUCCUAAACUAACGUGUAACAUCACGACUCGGCAUCAUUCGUAUCCUACAAGACACCAUGGAGCCGUCUGCUAGUCCAGCCAAAGAUAACUACAGGAUGAACCGAUACAAGAACAAGGCACUUAACCCAGAGGAGAUGAGGCGCAGGAGAGAAGAGGAAGGCAUUCAACUCAGGAAACAGAAACGAGAACAGCAGCUAUUCAAAAGGAGAAAUGUGGACGUUCUUAAUGAAGAGGAUGCUAUGUUGGAGAGUCCUCUGGUGGAUUCCUACCUAAGCUCUCAAGUCACAGAAGGAAUCAUCACAAGAGACAUGGUCGAGAUGCUUUUCUCUGAGUAUCCUGAGCUUCAGCUCUCCACAACACAAAAAUUCAGAAAGCUUCUUUCCAAAGAGCCCAACCCACCUAUUGAUGAAGUCAUAAACACACCUGGAGUGGUGGAGAGGUUUGUGGAGUUUUUAAAGAUGAGUGUCAACUGCACCCUGCAGUUUGAAGCAGCUUGGGCACUGACCAACAUUGCAUCAGGUACAUCCAUGCAGACAAAGACGGUGAUCGAAGCUGGAGCAGUGCCCAUCUUUAUAGAACUCCUAAACUCUGACUUUGAGGACGUCCAGGAGCAGGCUGUUUGGGCGCUGGGUAAUAUUGCAGGGGAUAGUGCUGUUUGCAGGGACUACGUGUUGAACUGCAGCAUCCUUCCACCCCUUUUAUCGCUUUUGACCAAAUCCACUAGACUGACCAUGACUAGAAAUGCAGUGUGGGCUCUUUCUAAUCUCUGCAGAGGAAAAAAUCCUCCACCUGCCUUUGAAAAGGUGUCUCCCUGUUUACCAGUGCUGUCCAGGCUUUUAUUUAGCAGUGACCCAGACCUGCUGGCAGACGCCUGCUGGGCUCUGUCCUACCUCUCAGACGGCCCCAAUGAUAAAAUCCAAGCUGUGAUAGACUCUGGGGUAUGCAGGCGCCUCGUAGAACUUCUCAUGCAUACUGACUAUAAGGUGGCAUCACCUGCCCUGAGAGCUGUAGGAAACAUUGUCACUGGAGAUGAUAUCCAAACACAGGUGGUGUUGAACUGCUCGGCUUUGCCCUGUCUCCUGCACCUUCUCAGCAGUGCUAAAGAGUCCAUUCGCAAAGAGGCGUGCUGGACCAUCUCCAACAUUACAGCGGGAAACCGAGCUCAAAUCCAGACAGUAAUCGAUGCAAACAUCUUUCCAGUGCUGAUUGACAUUCUACAAAAAGCCGAGUUCAGGACAAGGAAAGAAGCAGCCUGGGCCAUCACUAACGCCACCUCUGGAGGAACACCAGACCAGAUCAGAUAUCUGGUAAACCUGGGCUGCAUUAAGCCGCUGUGCGACCUACUGACAGUGAUGGACUCUAAGAUCGUACAGGUAGCUCUAAACGGUCUGGAAAAUAUCCUUCGACUGGGGGAUCAAGAGGCCAAGCAGGAAAACAACGGCAGUGGAGUCAAUCCCUACUGCAGCCUCAUUGAAGAGGCAUAUGGUCUUGACAAGAUAGAGUUCCUCCAGAGCCACGACAACCAGGAGAUCUACCAGAAGGCCUUCGAUCUAAUUGAGCACUACUUUGGGGUGGAGGAUGAAGACAGCGCUCUAGCCCCUCAGGUUGACCAAGCCAACCAACAGUUCCUUUUCCCCCAGCAAGAGGCUCCGAUGGAGGGUUUCAACCUAUAAGCGGACACCCCUCUCCUCUACAACACCACUUAAUUGUUCCCUGGGUUAAGGAGGGCCCCUGGUGUCUGAGUAGCCCACAACUUUCUGCCCGCUUUCAAGAUCUUCUUAGUUCUUAAUGACCUCCAGCGCUGAUUCAUCUGCUCCUUUUCAAUGCUUGUUAUUCUUUUUAUAAGCUUAACAGAUGGACAAAAAGGUAUUUUCCUACCCUUCCAGAGAGACAGGAUUCCACCCAGGGGCAAAGACUCUUGAUGCCUGCAGAGGUGGGACCCCUCCCCAGUCAAUCCCCAUUGUUUAGCAGUAGGACGGUUUUUGUGGGCAGGUGGGAGAAGUGUCAAAAUCAAGGAAUGGCUUCUCAUGCAUUCUGGGAAAUGUUUUGAAGACGGGACAGUGUACGGUAUUUAAAAGAUCUAGAGAGGGAUAGAGGUUUGGUUGGUGUAGUUAGAGUUCCAACUUUAUUGUGUGCUGUGUUUUGACACAAAUGUGUUUGAAUUAUGAAGUGAAAUAGCGAUGAAAUAAAGCCUGGCCUAUGGAAUUAAAGGUUUAAAGGGCCGGCAACAGCAGCAAACCAAAAUAAUUUCUACACUGACAGGCAUUCAAGGGGCUGCAGAUCUGAGUAAAAACCACUUUCUCUACUAACAAGCCCCAGGAGGAUCCAGAGGAAACAGUCAGGACUGUUUUUCUCUGAUAUUUAAACCAGGUUUCUGUCUGUUAGCUCAGCCUUCCAGAUAGAUGUGCUGGGUUUCUGCGUAGUGUUGUAUGAGCCUGCCCACAGUCACUGAUGGCAGAGAGCAGUGGGAACCAGUGGAGACUCACUGAGGCUUAUUUUCCAGACUUUGGAGCUAAAAGUAGGAAGUCUGCUGCAGGUAGUUUGGUUGGUUGUGUUAGCAGUGCUGAUGUAGUGGAGCUGCUAGUGUUUGUAUGCUGGUAAAAUGUAUUUAUUACCAUUCUGUAUCACUAUAAUCUUGAGGAAGUGGCAAUAACAGCUGUUAAUGAUUUUGCAUGGGUAUUUUGUGGCAUAUAGGUUUUGUUGUAAAUACCCAUAAUCCUUUGCCUGGUAGAGAAGUCUGUGCUCUUUCCUCAUGACUUUGUAGCUCAGAGAGUUUGGCUCUCAGACAAGAGACGAUUGCAAGGACGGAUGUAUUUUUGAUUAAAGUGUUUGACUAAAAGAUGCAUAGAACCAGCAGACACACGGAUGAGCCUCAGCAAAGAUCCUUUCAGAUGAUUUGAGCGGAGAAAUUCUUUAGUUUUCCUCUUUUUGAUUAGACUUUGAACACAGCUUGUGCCCUGCCAUAUCGUUGUUUGUAAUGAAGCACUUUAUUUAUUCAAAUGUGGCCCUUGGUUCAGUUUGAUCAGGAUCAUUCUCCAUGCUCAUCCAGACUGUCCAAUUUAAUUUCAAAGUAAUUUGAGAGCGUACAUACAGUUUUGGAAAAAUGUCGUUUGUUUCUCGUCACAUGACUUAAAGACCCUGUAAAGUGAAAUCCACCUAGAAAUGUUGGACUAUGGUUGCUGUAAAAACAUGAAAACACUGAGAUCUACAUGUGAAUGAAUUCUGGAUUUAGACUGUUAGAAAGUUUUUCAC